AGCGCGCUUGCAGCCAGCUGCAAUUGGGACCCGAACAUGUCCGGGCGUGAUUCCGAAUUGGAAGAAGCUGAACCCGCGUCCGGCUUCUCUGAUCUGAGCGACUCUGAAUUCUUGCAAAUCGAGGAGCCCGAGGACGGAGAUUCCGAAAAGCCCAGCUGUUCCCACAAUCGGCAUCUGGAACCUGUAGAGAAAGCUCUGGAGACAGCCAAAAGAAAGAGAGCUCAGACGCCGCUCGAAACGUUCCGCCUGCUCUACCUCUGCAUCACGGAUGUCUCUGCUCAAGUUUGGUGUGAGCAACAAAUGGUUUAUAAGAGGGAGCGUCCGGAUCUACUGCCGCUGGAGAACACUGUGCAACUGAACACCGGGAAGAGCAUUCACCUUGCCAGAGAGCUGGAAUACCAUGACCUGGUGUCAGUCUGUACCACCAGCCGAGAAGAUUCCUGGGCGAUAAAACUGCUUAAUCUUCUGGCUAUGAUCCCUGUCCUACAAGCAGGUCGGCGUGUAAGGGAGUUUCCAGUGUUUGGGGUGUUAGAGGGCGUGUUUGUGGUGGGGGUCAUUGACCAGCUGGGUUAUACGGCGAAAGGAGAACUGGAGCUGAGUGAACUCAAGACCCGGCAUGAGGCCUUCCUGCCUUCGGCUGCUCAGAAGAAACGGGAUCGCUUCCAGGUCUUUUUGUAUAAGUGUAUAUUUGAUGCUAUGGUGCAAGGACAUCUGACUUGGGACAUUUUCAUCCAGCACCUCCACCUGAGGCCCGAGCAGGUUCUUGGCCCCCAAGUUCAAGAGCAGGCCCGAAAUGCAGGUUUCACAGCGAGCUGCUUCCAGGACCUCCUUGAGUUGGCGUUUCUCAACUUGACGCUCUUGGACAUUCCUGUCAUCGACCGGCUGCAAAUUGAGUACAUUCACCAGGGGACCAAUGCGCCACUCGGCACGGAAGUUUUGGCCUAUGACGACGAUGCCGUGAGAGCCACGGUGCGGGAUUUCUUAGCUUAUUGGAAAGGGCAGAGGGACCCCAAAGGGGUGGAUGUUGAGGACGCUUGGAAGUGCCGCUAUUGUGCCUACGCCAGCGUCUGUGACUGGCGGUUGGGCAGGGCGGGCAGCCCAACAGUAAAAAGUAGGCCGAAGAAGUCCAGAUGAAAUUGGGCCCGACCAAGCCAUUGGAGUACUUUGCAGCGACUUACCAUAAUCUCCAAACACCUGUAGGACCUCGCCAUCCUUUUGCCAUGACGGCAGAAAGAUUUCAACCCUUCACAUCCUUGGUUUUGAAGGGAGGGGGCCUCUCUUCUCCUCCCCAAAUCCGAAGCGUUAAUACCCUGAGCGCAAACUGAAGGCCCGAUCCUAAGCUUUGCACAGGAUUCUGUUUUGCAGGUCAGGAAAUACUUCGUAUGCGUCACGUGAGCGAAACAGGCGGCACCAACUUCCAGGGGCUCUCACUUUUAUUUGGGAGCCGUAAGCUGUGCUGUUGAAAGAAAGGGGAGCAUCAGGGGCGAGGGGGAAUAAAGAUUUAAUGGCCCGAGACAUUUUGGAAAUAUCUUCCUGGAUGCAUAGUUGACUUGGAUGCAUAGUUCUGAAGUCCUCAGGGAGGUCACAGAGUCCUGUUAAGGUUGUAGCGUUGUGCAUCGAAGUACCCCUCAAGAAGAAAUCUUUGAAAUGUAUUGGGCCAUUAAAUUCCUGUGUAUUUUUGGAUACUCUCUGUCCCCCCGCCCACUCUGGUGAUCGGAUGCCGGUGCCUUCACAAGCUGAGCCUGCAAGGGGU
Molecule: messenger RNA, 1753 nt
Organism: Elgaria multicarinata webbii
Lineage: Eukaryota; Metazoa; Chordata; Lepidosauria; Squamata; Anguidae
Gene: EXO5
Product: exonuclease 5
Exons: 5
Coding region: 37-1134 (365 amino acids)
Biological process (GO): interstrand cross-link repair
Cellular component (GO): nucleus
Molecular function (GO): single-stranded DNA 5'-3' DNA exonuclease activity
Source: RefSeq, a predicted model, not a curated record